This is a messenger RNA of Lipotes vexillifer (Yangtze River dolphin), 1672 nucleotides long. RefSeq names its product solute carrier family 1 member 1 (gene SLC1A1). The record is from RefSeq and is a predicted model, not a curated record. Gene Ontology annotation, biological process: L-glutamate transmembrane transport. Gene Ontology annotation, molecular function: L-glutamate transmembrane transporter activity; glutamate:sodium symporter activity; L-cysteine transmembrane transporter activity. The transcript has 12 exons. Bases 6 to 1580 code for a protein of 524 amino acids. NCBI's taxonomy places the organism in Eukaryota, Metazoa, Chordata, Mammalia, Artiodactyla, Lipotidae. Gene Ontology annotation, cellular component: plasma membrane.
CAGCCAUGGGGAAGCCGGCGAAGAAGGGAUGCGACUGGAAGCGCUUCCUGAGGAAUAAUUGGCUGCUACUCUCCACCGUGGCUGCGGUGGUGCUAGGGAUUGCCAUAGGCGUUUUGGUUCGAGAAUACAGCAAGCUCUCUAACCUGGAGAAAUUCUACUUUUCCUUUCCUGGAGAAAUUCUAAUGAGAAUGCUGAAACUCAUCGUUUUACCAUUAAUUAUAUCCAGCAUGAUUACAGGUGUCGCUGCACUGGAUUCCAACAUAUCUGGAAAAAUAGGUCUACGUGCUGUCGUAUAUUAUUUCUGUACCACUGUCAUUGCUGUAAUUUUAGGUAUCGUGCUGGUGGUGAGCAUCAAGCCUGGUGUCACCCAGAAAGUAAAUGAAAUUGACAGGACAGGCAGCAGCCCUGAAGUCAGUUCAGUGGAUGCCAUGUUAGACCUGAUCAGGAAUAUGUUCCCUGAGAACCUCGUCCAAGCCUGUUUUCAGCAGUACAAAACCACGCGUGAAGAGGUAAAACGUCCUGAUGAGCCGGGGACAAACAGGACGGAGGCGUCUGUCACAGCCAUCAUGACAACUGCCAUUUCCAAGAACAAAACAAAGGAAUACAAAGUCAUAGGCAUGUAUUCAGACGGCAUAAAUGUCCUGGGCUUGAUUGUCUUUUGCCUCGUCUUUGGAAUUGUCAUUGGAAAAAUGGGAGAAAGGGGACAGAUUCUGGUGGAUUUCUUCAAUGCUCUGAGUGAUGCAACCAUGAAAAUCGUUCAGAUCAUUAUGUGCUACAUGCCGGUUGGUAUUUUGUUCCUGAUUGCCGGGAAGAUCAUAGAAGUCGAAGACUGGGAAAUAUUCCGCAAGCUGGGCCUUUACAUGGCCACCGUCCUGAGUGGGCUUGCAAUCCACUCCAUUGUAAUUCUCCCACUGAUCUAUUUUCUAAUUGUACGAAAGAACCCUUUCCGAUUCGCCAUGGGAAUGGCCCAGGCUCUCCUGACAGCUGUCAUGAUCUCCUCCAGUUCAGCAACACUGCCAGUCACUUUCCGCUGUGCUGAAGAGAAGAACCGGGUGGACAAGAGGAUCACUAGAUUUGUGUUACCCGUUGGUGCUACAAUCAACAUGGAUGGGACUGCACUCUAUGAAGCAGUGGCAGCUGUGUUUAUUGCACAGUUGAAUGACUUGGACUUGAGCAUUGGGCAGAUUAUCACUAUCAGUGUCACGGCCACAGCCGCCAGCAUCGGAGCUGCCGGUGUGCCCCAGGCCGGCCUGGUGACCAUGGUGAUCGUGCUGAGUGCUGUGGGCCUGCCCGCUGAGGAUGUCACCCUCAUCAUCGCUGUUGACUGGCUCCUGGAUCGGUUCAGGACCAUGGUGAAUGUCCUCGGCGAUGCAUUCGGGACUGGCAUCGUGGAGAAGCUCUCUAAGAAGGAGCUGGAGCAGAUGGAUGUUUCAUCUGAGGUCAACAUCGUGAACCCCUUUGCCUUGGAAUCCACGACACUCGACAAUGAAGACUCGGACACCAAGAAGUCCUAUGUCAACGGAGGCUUUGCCGUCGACAAGUCCGACACCAUCUCAUUCACCCAGACCUCACAGUUCUAGGGCCGUGGCUCUGGAAAACUGGGAGUGGUGAAGGACCUCUCCAGGAGAGUCAUCUCUUAGCAAAUUCAAACAUUAAGUAAGGAAAAGAAAAA